This is a messenger RNA of Brassica oleracea var. oleracea, 2846 nucleotides long. Its product is annotated as E3 ubiquitin-protein ligase UPL5-like. Gene Ontology annotation, molecular function: ubiquitin-protein transferase activity. The transcript has 5 exons. Bases 1522 to 2697 code for a protein of 391 amino acids. The record is from RefSeq and is a predicted model, not a curated record. Gene Ontology annotation, biological process: positive regulation of protein catabolic process; proteasome-mediated ubiquitin-dependent protein catabolic process; protein polyubiquitination. Lineage: Eukaryota; Viridiplantae; Streptophyta; Magnoliopsida; Brassicales; Brassicaceae.
UCUUUCUUUGUAAACAGAAUGAUACAGUCUCUCUGUUCGUUGAGACGUUGAGUCCAUCGAUUCGGUUUGGUAUGUUUACUAUAGUUCCGAUAGGGUAAUACGAUAUCCGAAGGGAGGAGAGCCAGAUGGGGAGUGGUAGGUCAUGGAAGAAGCGCAUGGAGGCGGAGGUGGAGCGGCGGAACCAACUACUGGAAGCUUCUAGAAAGUCCGACGGAAGUGAAUUUUGCUGGUUGUUUGUUGUCUGGAUCUCCUCAAGGAAAGGAAAGAAAAUUCAGAGUUGCGUUUCACUUGAACGCGCUGCCGUGGUGGAGCGGCUUGCGUUUGUUGACAACUCUCAUGGAGAGGUUUCCUUGGUCUUUUAUGCAUCCACCGAACUCCUUUCCGACAGAUUACUUGAGAUAUGUUAAACGAUCCGAAUCAAGCUGUUAGGGAAGCUUCACUUCUGCGCAUUGAGGUUAUUGGUAACAGGAACUCAGGAAAAGAUGUAUGUAUCACACGCAAAUACUCUUACGUGGAAGAUGUCGUCGCCUUCAUCGCCAUCUUCUUCUUCAGGGUUCAGUUUCUUCCUUAAGGUUUUACCAAGUGGAGAUGUUAUCUUGAUUGAAGCAAGCAGAAGGGACAGAGUGAGUGAUAUAAUGGCUAGAAUCAAGAUUAAUAAGAAGAUUCCAGGGUUUGAGCAGUGCGCAUUAGUCUACGGCGGUAGACAGUUACAAAGCCACCAGCUUCUCUGCGAUUGCUCCAUAGAAAAGAACACUUUGGUGUUUCUGAUUGUUGGUCCUAAUCCCUGGCCUGCGGUUGAUUCUCUUCUUGACACUGUGUGCAGAGUGUACCAAGGACUGGGUGUUGACAACGAUGAAAUCAGUGACAAGCUCAACUUGUUCUUUCACAACAUUCCUUGGUACGAUGACAAGUUAGCUUUUGAAUAUCUACAGCUUCCUCAGUUCCAACGGCUCUUGCCAUGUUAUACUCUUCCUUCAAGGAAGAAUUUGCCAAAGAUUCCAUUCACAAUGCAAAGAAUUGCCCAGUACGUCGCACACUUACAUCCUACCCAUAAUACUCGACCUCUGUAGCUUGCUUAAGAAAGUCCGCCCCCAGAAGAACCUCUACUUGGCCUGCUGGAAUGUGUUCGCAUCCAUGUCAGAUUGUGUCUCCACCUGCGGCGAGGGCAUGAAGUCGUUCAUUACAAGGGCUGUCGUCUCGUUUAGUAUCGAGGUAGCUAUUCUACUUCAGAACACUACCAUUCUUGAAAAUAUGACACAUGCUGAGGUGUUUGCUGAACUAUUGACAUCUUUGGGGAAAGUUUUGGAGGAUGAAUCACAGUUAACGUCACGUCAUUUCUCUGUUAUUGCUUUGUCUAGUGGCUUCUACAAAUUUCGUAAAGAAGAACUUAUUGGUGUUCUAAGCACUAGAAGGGCUUCACUCUGCAGUCUUGUCAUCAGAUUUGCAGAGAAGGGUACUAACCACCAGUGGUUAAAUGAGUAGAAGGAGCUGACUAACUUCGAAGCUAGGAGGCAUUUAGCGAUGUUGAUGAUGGUUCCUAACGCGAAUCACUUCAACAAGAAGAUUAUCAGAAUUCACAGGGAUAAUCUAUUAGCAGAAUCGUUCCAGCAAAUAAGUGAUGCAAGCUCUGAGUCACUCCAACACGGGAUUUCUGUAGAGUUUAUAGAUGAACAAGGCGUCGGGGAUGGCGUUACUCGGGAAUGGUUCGAGCUUGUAUCUAAUGAGAUUUUCAUUUCUAAAGAAGUACAAGUUGAGGAAGAAGUAGAAGUAGAAGUAGAAGAAGUAGAAGUUGAGGAAGAAGUAGAAGUUGUUCAUCCAUUCCAUGUUCCAUGUUCUGACUUUACAAGAAGAUUCUCUCCCAAUCCAAUAUUCGUUGAAUGGGAACAGUUUGAGUUUGCAGGUCGUUUGAUGGGUCUUGCACUGAUCCACAACAUGCAACUGAAUGUGUUUCUCGACAGUGCCUUUUUCUUACAUCUUGCUGGAGUGGUAAUCUGCUUAGAAGACAUAAAAGAAACUGAACCAGAGCUGCACAAGACUUUGAAGUCAAUGUUAGAAGGACAUGGUCUUGAAGAUUUGACAUUUGAGAUUGAUAUUCAGACAGGGAAAAAUGUCUACUCCUUAGAGGACCUGUGUGAAGAUGGAUCUUCAACAGAUGUUACAAUGGAAAAUGUAGCCAAGUAUGUGCAUCUUUAUCUACAACAUAGGUUUGUGAAGACUAUCUCCAAACAGUCAUCUUUUUUUGCAAAGGGGUUCACUGAUUUGCUUUUGGGUUCUUCACCUCAUAAGUCAUUCUUCCAAGUCUUGAGUUUGGAAGAUUUGGAUCUCAUUUUUGGGGGAGAUCAAGUUGGAAUCAGGAUAGAAGACUGGAAAAAUCAUACAAUCUAUGGAGGAGAGGGCUAUGGAUAUCAAGCCACUGAUAAACAGAUUUUGUGGUUUUGGGAAGUAGUUGAGGGGAUGAGUAAGGAACAGCAGAUGAACUUACUGAAGUUUUGGACAUCGACUUCUUAUUUACCGCAUGGAGGAAUUGGGGGGUUAUCGAGAAAGCUUCAGAUUUUGAAAAUUGAACAAGAAUAUCCAACAUCUGCCACAUGUUUGUAUAGUCUCAAACUCCCACCAUAUGACACCUUUGAGAACAUGAAGUUUUGGCUUGAGUUUGUCGCUGAAGAGGAAAACUGCAGAGGAUUUGGGAUGCAAUGAGAAUCAAAGUAAUGUUAGAAUGGUGUUUUUAGUCUGACUAGCCUUAACAAAUUUGUUUGUGGUUGACGUUAUCUAGUAAUGUUUUGGUUGAAUACUUACGGUACAUCCCAAUGGACAGGAAGUUUUAUCUUUUAUAUAUUUAGUUGAUG